Myotis brandtii (Brandt's bat) is the source of this 1441-nucleotide messenger RNA. RefSeq lists its product as uncharacterized. Lineage: Eukaryota; Metazoa; Chordata; Mammalia; Chiroptera; Vespertilionidae. The transcript is spliced from 3 exons. Bases 313 to 978 code for a protein of 221 amino acids. The record is from RefSeq and is a predicted model, not a curated record.
CCAGUGCCGAGCCCCGUCAUUGGUCGGGGUGCAGGGCGAAGGGCCAGACUCCGGUGCUCCCUGGCCUGGCCCCUAAGCGUGCCGGCCUUGGAGGAUUUCCUUUGGGGAAAUGACCCAUUUGAUUUUUCUGGGCAUAGACUGGGUACGGAUACGCAUCCUGCAUCUACCGGGCUAGGCUGGUCCAGUUGGGGAUGUGGGGGUACACCAGUAAAUCUCUUCGGAGAGUUUUUGGCCAUAUGGACCCCCAAAAACUACAGAUGCCUCUACCCAGCAGGCCUGCUCCCAGCCAGACACAGACGCCGGCACAGGGCGAUGAACUGCGGUUGCGAUGAAGCAGAAAUCAGGUGUCCCCGACGGCCACUGAGAGGCGGAGGGAAGUGCGUUCGGGGGUCCCUCACAGUGAAGUGCUGGUUUCAACACUUCGAUGGACAAAUGGUUGAAGAAGGAGGCUGCUUCAGGCUCCCCUCUGGCACAGCCACCGGACAGCUGUCUGGCUCUAGGCCAGGGGGGACCUGUUUCUUCACGGGUAAGAAGGGAGGAGUCCCAGAUGCCAAGAGGAGUCAACCCACCUUCAUCCUGCACGGGACAACGGGCAGGACAGGAGCCAUCCCCCAUUUCACAGAGAAAGUUCAGGAAAAUCCUUGUCCUGGUCCUAGCUGGUCGUGGUGGGGCCAGGAAGGCGGGGCUCCUUGGAGCGGCAGGAACCUGGCUCUGGCCUCCUCCCCGGCUAUCCUGGCCCCGAGGCCCAGCGGGCGGUGGCCAGAGCAGGCCCGAGCACCUGUGUUCCCGAGCUGGCACGUCGGUGGGACAGACUUGGCCAGCUGGCAGGAGGCCCCUGCAGCCCCAGGCCCGUGGAAAGAGGCUCAGAAAGGCACCUGUGUCCACCCUGUCUCAUGCUGGCUUUUCCAGACCAGAGCCUCCUGGGUCUUUGGAAAGAACAUCCAGUCCCCGAGGCCCUGCCACGGACGUUCUGUGUGACCUCCGGUGAGUCGCCCCCCUCGCCGGGGAGAGUGGUCAGUAUCCACCUCACAGGGUUGACCAGAGAACCAGUGAGAAAAUGGACAUAAGCACCCUGUGUCGUCAUCACGCUCACGGCCACGCCUCACACUCCGCUUCUGUGAGAGAGCCCGCUCCCUUCUCCGCAGGCCGCACGUUGUAACCUGCCUGCAGGGAAGCCCUGGGACAGGUAGGUAAGGAAAGGCCUAAUGUUGUUAUUAUUAUUAUUAUUAUUAUUAUUAUUAUUAUCCACGGCUGUGGGGCCAGGCCUGGGAUUUGGAAGCUUCACACUCAGUUCUGGAGGCAACUUUGGCCAAAGUAGGAAGGCCCAGGGGGAGCACUGUGUUGUGGUUGAGGGCGACCCUCAUGGCAGGCAUUAGCAGUGGUUCUCAACCUUCUGGCCCUUUAAAUACAGUUCCUCAUGUUGUGACCCAACCAUAAAAUU